AUGUGGCAUCUUGUUCAGAUAUUGGCAGCAUCGCGACUUUGGUUUAGUGAUGGAAAUCCAAUUGCGGCACGGCGAGGCGGCCAUGGCGUAUCGUCUCGCCUCAUUGUCGACGGACAAGGGUUCCUAGAUGUCACCGAGAUGCGCUCAUUGGACUCGAUGGUUCUAGAUGCUAAUGGAGCAACUCUAUGGUUGAAGAGACACGAGAGAUGUAGCAGCCGCUUUGCUUGCCCGUCGCUGCAAAACAGUCCAUACCCGCUGAGCCUGUCUCUUCGAAUUGACGAUGGUGGCAACUUCAACCUGAGCAUCGUCAACACCCCGCCCAUAAUGACAGCCUGUUAUAGCAUUUCGAAACAAGUGUCAGGCCGCCUCAAGCCUCUGCCCGAGAUCUCUGCCGACGAUGCAGCCUUCAUCAGUAAAAUGAUUGAGCAGAAAUUCAUACCGUACCAGAACAUCACGGAUGGCCCAACGAGACCCAUUCAAGAAAUCAGGGCUUUAGGAAGACAAUACUUUCCCUUUACACCCUACUACUUUGAGCUUGCCGCGACUCUUUACGACUGGACAACGGCGUCGUUUGCGCGCAUGGUGCUCUUCAAAAUCUUCCAGUACACCGGCAUCGACUCCGGGGUCGCAGCGCUUCCUCAUCCUUUGGAUCGUGAGAGCCUUGCCAUCAACAUUUGGCAGAGCAACUUUUCCGUAUACACGCCCCAGAAUGCAGACUACAUGCGAGCCUUUUUGAUGCAGCCCGCGCAUUCGUUUGACAACCUCACUGCCCAGCUCGAAGAUGUCAUCGAUCAGGUGUACGACUUUAGCGAGAUCGAAAACCGCCUUCUGGUUGCUGCUAUGCAGUCGAUGCCCCGGACGUCGAUCGCUUCGAGGCCACGGCUGUUUAGCGGACAGGUUGACAUGGAGCAACUCGGCACAGGGCGGUUCGGCAUCGAGUUUGAAGAGUGUCCGCUUAACGAGGGUCCUGCUGGGGUCGAGCUGACGCAUUCACUGACGGAUGCCCUGGCCAGUUACAUGGCUGCUGGGAACAUCAUCACGACCAAGAUGGUCUGGAGUUUUACGGAUAGCAUGGAAGAGGCAAUGCAUUAUUCCAACGGGAUCGUGCUUGUGUUGAACCCCCCGGCAGGAGCCUCGUCGUGGGACAGUGUAUCGUUUGUCACGCCGCUAUCUGACGAUCCGGCCAAGAUGGAAUGUACAGCUGCUCCGGGCACCAAGUUUGAGAUUCGGUCUAUUCAAUAUGGCGCUGUUGUUUCGGGUAAGCCGGUGACGAUUAUCGGGUUGGAGCCAGUGUUGGGGCGAGAUGGGCCGUUGAAGACACAGCUGACGCUUGAAGAGAUUCGUCAGCAACGAUUAAGUGCGAAUGUAGUUGAGCAUGAUGAUCUGGACGGCCUCGGCCGCAUCGUCGUUUCGGGCGUCACGUUGGCAGCGUUGGUAGCGAUUGCAUUGGCCUUUUUACCGUCGUUUCUGGGCCUGGAAUCUUUUUCGUCUUUGGGCGUGUCAGAGCUGAAGCCGAGGCCGGAGCCGCAGGAUAUACAGACACAGACACAGAGACAGAGACAGACACAGACACAGACACAGACACAGACGCCGACCAACAUCCUCGACGACACAAUGGCCUCGCUGCGCCGGGCUGCUCCGCUGGUGUUUCCCGCCCUGGGCCGGCAUACGGCCACCGUCAUCUUCAUCCACGGGUUGGGCGACAGCGGCAACGGCUGGGCUGAUGCCGUGCAGAUGUGGCAGAGGAAGCACCGGCUGGACAAUGUCAAGUUUGUGCUGCCAAACGCUCGCGUCAUGCCCAUCACAAUGAAAUCUCUCGGUCGCGUGUUCGGCAAAACCCUGGACGCCAAAUCUCGCGAUGAGGACGAGGCCGGCGUUCUCGAGUCUCGUGCCUAUCUGUACUCCCUCAUCCAGCAAGAGGUUGCAGACGGCAUCUCGUCCGAAAGCAUCGUGAUUGGCGGCUUUUCCCAAGGCGGCGCCAUGAGCGUCUUCUCUGGCCUGACGGCUCCCUUCAAGCUUGGUGGCAUUGCCUGCUUGUCCGCCUGGCUGCUUCUCGAACACAAGUUCAAGGAGUUCAUCCCAGAGGCAAACCCGAACAAGGAAACUCCAGUCUUCAUGGGGCAUGGAGAUUCCGACCCGUUUGUUCUUUAUGAUUGGGGGCUGGCCACUCAGCAAAAGCUCCAGGAGUUGGGGUUUGACGUGAAGCUGAAGGCAUAUGAGUGA
Trichoderma aggressivum f. europaeum is the source of this 2223-nucleotide messenger RNA. RefSeq lists its product as uncharacterized. Lineage: Eukaryota; Fungi; Ascomycota; Sordariomycetes; Hypocreales; Hypocreaceae. Gene Ontology annotation, molecular function: carboxylic ester hydrolase activity; palmitoyl-(protein) hydrolase activity. Gene Ontology annotation, biological process: protein depalmitoylation. The coding region runs from base 1 to 2223 and encodes 740 amino acids. The record is from RefSeq and is a predicted model, not a curated record. Gene Ontology annotation, cellular component: cytoplasm. The transcript is spliced from 5 exons.